Molecule: messenger RNA, 510 nt
Organism: Acanthoscelides obtectus
Lineage: Eukaryota; Metazoa; Arthropoda; Insecta; Coleoptera; Chrysomelidae
Source: the annotation of a GenBank genome assembly
AUGGGCACAAUCUCCUGUAAGCUUAUACAUGGAGCAAAUAUACAGAAGGAAUCCUCAAAACAUUUUUUUUGCUUGGUGACUCAGGAAGGGGAGGAAAAUAAAUUCAUUAAAGUUACCCAACCCGUCCCUGGUUACUUACACCCCUACCAAAUCCAGGAAACCAUGGGGAGGAGCUUUUUAAUGAAAGACUGUCCUCUGUAAGAUCCAUUAUUGAAAGAUGUAAUGGUGUCUUGAAAAACAGGUUUAGAUGCCUUUUACGGUACAGGACCCUACACUAUAGUCCUACAGUAGCAGGAAAAAUUGUUAAUGCAUGUUGUGUUUUACACAAUAUGAGCCGGACUAUGGCAUGUACACUGUAGAAAAUCUACAGCAAAGAAGAGUAGCUGGAAAUCCUGACCUAGCUGCUGCAAGGCAGAUACAGGAGAACAUAAUAUUAAAUCAUUUUAAUGGAUAAAAUAAAUAUCUACAGUAAUAAAUUCCAAAAUUUGUAAAAAAACAUUUGUUCUUUAU